CUCCACCAGGAGUUUGCACCGGGACGACCUGUCGCUUUUUCACCGCUCUUCACGGGCUGCUUUGGGACACCUGAAGGCACAAGUCCAUCACCUAGUCAAGACAGUGGAGCUGUAGGCAGAUGUCACCUGAUCUUAUGCGUUUUUAUAGCGACUAUCUGACAGUCGGCGCCGGGAUUUGGUUGGUCAACUCCUGGGAUCGAGUUUACCUGUGAGCCCGGAGCGGCUGCACACUUCUUCAACAUGGCUUCUUCCGCCACAGGUGACCGCGAAGAGCAGACGGAUGUAAAUGCCUGUUAUCUGCGUGCAGCUCGGGCCGGGAAUUUAGAGAAAGCUUUGGACUACUUGAAGAAUGGAGUGGACAUCAAUAUCUGCAAUCAGAAUGGUCUGAACGCUCUCCAUCUGGCCUCGAAGGAGGGCCAUGUGGAGGUGGUGGCUGAGCUCAUAAAGCAGGGUGCCAAUGUGGACGCAGCUACCAAGAAAGGAAACACAGCCCUGCACAUAGCUUCCCUGGCCGGGCAGACGGAGGUGGUGAAGGAGCUCGUCACCCACAGCGCCAACGUCAACGCACAGUCUCAGAAUGGCUUCACUCCGCUGUAUAUGGCAGCGCAGGAGAAUCACUUGGAUGUGGUGCAGUUCUUAUUGGACAACGGCUCCAGUCAGAGCAUCGCCACUGAGGACGGUUUCACUCCUCUGGCCGUGGCGUUGCAGCAGGGCCAUGACCAAGUGGUUUCCCUCCUACUGGAAAAUGACACCAAGGGGAAGGUGCGCCUCCCAGCGCUGCACAUCGCCGCGCGGAAAGAUGACACCAAGGCCGCCGCCCUCCUCCUGCAAAACGACCACAACGCUGAUGUGGAGUCCAAGAUGAUGGUGAAUAGAACAACAGAGAGCGGUUUCACUCCUCUCCAUAUCGCGGCGCACUACGGCAAUAUCAACGUAGCAACACUCCUGCUUAACAGAGGGGCAGCUGUGGACUUCAAGGCCAGGAAUGACAUAACACCACUUCACGUAGCAUCCAAACGUGGGAACAGCAACAUGGUGCGACUGCUUCUGGAGAGAGGGGCCAAGAUAGAUGCACGGACCAAGGAUGGUCUGACUCCUCUCCACUGUGGAGCCAGGAGCGGCCAUGAGCAGGUGGUGGAGAUGCUGCUGGACAGAGGAGCACCGAUACUGUCAAAGACCAAGAACGGUCUGUCUCCCCUCCACAUGGCGACGCAGGGCGACCACCUCAACUGCGUCCAGCUGCUGCUGCACCACGAUGUCCCCGUGGAUGACGUGACCAACGACUACCUGACAGCGCUGCACGUUGCCGCCCACUGCGGCCACUACAAGGUGGCAAAGGUCAUCGUGGAUAAAAAGGCCAACCCCAACGCCAAGGCCCUGAAUGGUUUCACUCCCCUGCACAUUGCCUGUAAGAAAAACAGAGUCAAGGUGAUGGAGCUACUUCUGAAGCAUGGAGCGUCUAUACAGGCAGUCACCGAGUCCGGUCUGACUCCCAUCCACGUUGCAGCAUUUAUGGGACAUGAAAACAUCGUCCACCAGCUAAUCAACCACGGGGCUUCAUCAAACACGAGUAAUGUGAGAGGGGAGACGGCGCUCCACAUGGCAGCGAGGGCAGGACAGUCAAAUGUGGUCCGGUAUCUGGUCCAGAAUGGAGCACUAGUGGAUGCCAAGGCCAAGGACGACCAGACUCCGCUGCAUAUCUCAAGCCGUCUCGGUAAACAAGACAUUGUCCACCAGCUGCUGGCAAACGGCGCGUACCCAGAUGCCACGACCAGCUCUGGAUACACACCUUUACACCUGGCUGCCAGAGAGGGACACAGAGAUGUGGCUUCAGCACUGCUGGACAAAGGAGCUAGUCUGGGCAUUACUACCAAGAAGGGCUUCACUCCUUUGCACGUAGCAGCAAAGUACGGGAAGAUCGAGGUAGCCAACCUGCUGCUGCAGAAGAACGCUCAGCCUGAUGCUGCUGGGAAGAGUGGACUAACUCCACUGCAUGUGGCAGCGCACUAUGAUAACCAGAAGGUGGCGCUACUCUUGCUCAACCAGGGAGCUUCACCGCAUGCUGCUGCGAAGAAUGGUUACACACCGCUCCACAUCGCAGCUAAGAAGAAUCAGAUGGAGAUAACCACCACGUUACUGGAGUACAGCGCCUCCACCAACACAGUAACACGCCAGGGAAUCACUCCUCUGCACCUCGCAGCGCAGGAAGGCAACGUGGACAUAGUGACACUGCUGCUGGCACGAGAUGCUCCUGUUAACAUGGGCAAUAAGUCUGGUCUGACUCCGCUCCACCUGGCUGCUCAGGAGGACAAAGUCAACGUUGCUGAGGUCUUAGUCAACCAUGGAGCCACUAUAGACCCCGAGACCAAGUUGGGUUAUACUCCUCUCCACGUGGCCUGUCACUAUGGCAACGUGAAGAUGGUCAACUUCCUGCUGAAAAACCAGGCAAAGGUCAACGCUAAAACCAAGAACGGUUACACACCUCUCCACCAGGCUGCACAGCAGGGACACACACACAUCAUCAACUUGCUGCUUCAUCAUGGAGCAUCACCCAACGAACUCACCACCAAUGGGAACAGUGCUCUGUCUAUCGCCAGGAGGCUCGGCUACAUCUCCGUCGUUGACACACUCAAGGUGGUCACAGAGGAGACUCUGACCACUAAGACUGUGACGGAGAAGCACAAGAUGAAUGUUCCAGAGACCAUGAACGAGGUGCUGGACAUGUCCGACGACGAAGUCUGUAAAGCCAAUGUUCCCGAAAUGAUCACAGAGGACUAUUUAUCUGAUGUGGAAGAAGGUGAUGAUGCAAUGACGGGGGACACAGAUAAAUAUCUGGCCCCCCAGGACCUGCGGGAGCUGGGCGACGACUCGCUCCCUCAGGAGGGCUACAUGGGCUUCAGUGUCGGUGCGCGGUCACAGAGCCUGCGUUCCUUCAGUUCUGAUAGGUCCAACACGCUGAACCGGAGCUCGUUCACACGGGAUAGCAUGAUGAUAGAGGAGAUGCUGGCAACCAAUAAGGAGAUGCAUUUGGCGGUGGCUAAAGACUGUGACAACGACUCUCUGAGGAGAUACAGCUGGACUGCAGACGCACUGGAUAAUGUCAACCUAGUCUCCUCGCCAAUACACUCCGGUUUUUCCUCUCCGCUCCCGCAGUACGACAGCAGGUUCCUGGUCAGCUUCAUGGUCGACGCCAGGGGCGGCUCCAUGAGAGGAAGUCGUCACAACGGCAUGCGUAUCAUCAUCCCGCCUAGAAAAUGCACAGCACCCACCAGGAUCACCUGUCGACUGGUCAAGAGGCACAAACUGGCGUCGCCUCCUCCGAUGGUGGAAGGAGAAGGCCUGGCCAGCCGACUGGUCGAGGUCGGCCCGGCAGGAGCUCAGUUCCUCGGGCCUGUGAUAGUGGAAAUCCCCCAUUUUGGCUCGAUGCGGGGACAGGAGAGAGAACUGAUCCUGUUGCGCAGCGAGAAUGGAGAAUCCUGGAAGGAGCAUCUGUACGACUGUAAGACUGACGACCUCAAUCAGCUCCUCAAUGGGAUGGAUGAAGAACUGGACAGUCCCGACGAGCUGGAGAGGAAGAGAAUCUGCCGCAUCAUCACCAAGGACUUCCCACAGUACUUCGCUGUCGUGUCUCGGAUCCGGCAGGAGACCAAUCAGAUGGGACCCGAGGGCGGGACUCUGUGCAGCCGGAGCGUCCCAUUGGUUCAGGCGUCCUUCCCUGAGGGGGCAUUAACCAAGAAGAUCAAGGUUGGACUGCAGGCCCAGCCUGUACCUGACGAGACCGUGAAGAAAAUUCUCGGUAACCGAGCAACCUUCAGUCCCAUCGUUACCGUGGAGCCCAGAAGAAGGAAGUUCCACAAGCCCAUUACCAUGACAAUCCCAGUCCCGCCCCUCUCAGGGGAGGGUCUUACCAAUGGCUAUAAAGGAGACUCUACUCCCUGCCUGCGUCUUCUCUGUAGCAUUACAGGUGGUACGUCCCCAGCACAGUGGGAAGACAUCACAGGCACAACACCUCUCACCUUCGUCAAUGACUGUGUCUCCUUCACCACCAACGUUUCUGCCAGGUUCUGGUUGGCAGACUGUCACCAGAUCCCAGAGACAGUGGGCUUGGCCACGCAGCUGUACAGGGAGCUGAUCUGUGUGCCCUACAUGGCCAAGUUUGUGGUGUUUGCCAAGAUGAAUGACCCGGUGGAGUCCAGACUGAGGUGCUUCUGUAUGACCGACGACAAGGUGGACAAGACCCUGGAGCAGCAGGAGAACUUUGAGGAGGUGGCCAGGAGCAAAGACAUAGAGGUUCUGGAGGGAAGGCCCAUUUAUGUGGAUUGCUAUGGAAACUUGGCUCCUCUGACCAAAGCUGGUCAGCAGUUAGUUCUUAACUUCUACGCCUUCAAGGAGAACCGGUUGCCCUUCUGUGUCAAGGUGAGAGACCCCAGCCAGGAGCCUUGCGGUCGUCUUACUUUCCUUAAAGAGUGUAAGACCACAAAGGGCCUUCCACAAACCGCCGUGUGCAACCUGAACAUCACACUUCCUGCAGUGAAAAAGGAAAUGGAAUCAGAUGCCGAGGAUGAGACUGAAAAGCCAGAGCGACGUCAUACCUUUGCAUCUCUAGCCUUACGUAAGCGCUACAGCUAUCUGGCCGAGCCUGCACUGAGCCCUCAGAGUCCCUGUGAGAGAACAGACCUCCGUAUGGCAAUAGUAGCCGACCACCUCGGACUCAGCUGGACUGAGCUGGCCAGGGAGAUGGAUUUCUCUGUGGAAGAGAUCAACUUCAUCAGAGUGGAGAACCCCAAUUCCCUGACAGCACAGAGCUUCAUGCUCCUUAAGAAAUGGGUGCACAGGGACGGUAAAAACGCCACAACGGAUGCUUUAACUGCGGUGCUGACUAAGAUCAAUCGGUUGGAUAUUGUGACUUUGCUGGAAGGGCCCAUAUUUGACUACGGUAACAUUUCAGGCACACGCUGCUUUGCCGAUGAUAACGCAGUAUUCCCGGAUCAGUCCGAUGGAUACCAAAAUAUAGAUCUGGAGCUGCAAACCCCCACAGACCUGAACUACGAGCCCCCCACCCCGUUGCGCUCAGAUGACUUCUUUGGUGAGGGCGAUGCUAGUGUAGAGUCCCCUAGCAAGACUACCCUUACUAGACCUAGCGACCUCUCUCUCACUCAGACCACCAGUACCUCCAGCAGCAAACCCAUUACUGUCGCUCCAGGCUCCAGCUCCUUUGCCCUGGAGCCCCCCAUUGUUGGGGCGGAAGAUACAACCUUGACCACAGGGGAAAGAGGGAUGUCUGAGGAAGAGAAGACGGAGCUGGUUUCUUGUGAGUGGCCAGAUAAUGACAGAAGGGCAGUAGAGCAGCAAGGAAAGGAGACAGACAAGCAUGCUGAGGCCUUAGAGAAAGAACUGAAGACAGGGCAAGGUGUUGUUUUGGAGAGUCAGGGAGGACACCAAAACGAGGAUGCUGCCUCAGAAACGGGUCGCGGAAAUGGAAGGGAGGAGGAAGAAGAGGAAGAGAUGACCGAGGAGAAGCUGCUGAGUCUGCUGGAGGAAUUAAAUUUGGAAGGAGGCUUGGAGGGCGAGGAGAUGACAGAGGAGAGGCUGAAUGCCAUCCUCGAACAAGUACGGCAAGCAGAAAAAGAAAUGUCUUCAGUUCCAGGCUGGAGAAGCGAGACAUCCGGCGCAAUAAUCGAGUCGGCAACCCCUGGCCACAGCCCCAGCACUGAGGGAGUGAGCCCUGACAGUCUAGCUGAUUCGCCAGCUCAGACCCACAAACAGAAUGGAGGUCACACUGAUGUAGCCAGGGAGGAGAAGGAAAAGGAGGCCAAGAGGAAAGGAUCUCAGGAGGACAGCAGCACAGCAGGACCAAGCAAAGGCCUGGAGGACAAAAGAGAGGAGGGAGGUGACAGGUCCCAGCACAAAGUCCAGGAGAGCGCUAAAGCUGACGAGACCGGCUCUGAUGAAGAGACCACUAUCACCACCAGGGUGUUUCGCAGACGGGUCAUACUCAAGGGAGAGGAGGCCAGAAACAUUCCUGGGGAGUCUGUGACAGAGGAGCAGUUUACAGAUGAAGACGGGAAUCUGGUCACCAGAAAAGUGAUCAGAAAGGUGGUGCGCCGUGUGUUCAACUCAGAGGAAAAGAGGGAAAGCGAAAGUGAAACUGUUACAGAAGAAGGCGAUGGUGGUGAUGGUGGUGGUGUUGGUGGUGAUGGUGAUGGUGAUGGUGAUGUAGCCACAGGUGGAUCGGACACUGCUUCUUCAGCAGGAGCGGCAGCAGGAGCCACAGGGGGGAAGGGCAAGAAGAGGGGGAAGCGCUCCCGGCAGGGCCACAAGGGCGAGAAGUCUGGAGGGGGGAAAACUGAGCCUGGAGACAGUGCCAGCAAGAAACAGGGAAAGAAGAGUCAGUCGUAACAGUGGAGUUCUCAACUAAACCUGGACCACGGACGUCCACCUGCGUCUCCACACACUCCCUGGGAGGAAAAACGGACUGGAACCCAUGAAACAGGGGAGCCUCGUCAAUCAGCCAAAAAGUGUCUGAAGCUUUCACUUACAACGCAUGGUUUUCAGCAAGACAACGCAAAACAAGUUACUUUUAUUUGAUUUCGCAUGAGCAUGUCACCAAACUCACUUACUGUUGGAAACAACACCGAAGGACACGCACGGACGUGAACGGGAACUUUCUCAAUCUUUGACGAAUGAAAUGUGUCUGUGACCAAAGAAGGCACAAACAGAAAAAAAAGGCUUACUGCUGACAGAUAAGGAAGACUUGUGAAUCACUUUUUCUCAGACACUCGCCUUAUAUGGUCUAUUUUUUCCUCCUGGACCCACAGUGUUGGGGUGUAACAUGUGGUUCUUUUUUUAAAAAAUGAAAUAUAAUAGUAAAUGGGUGAUUUUGUUGUAUAUAAAUGACACUGUAUAAAAUCUAAAAACACACACACACACAAAAAAAAAAAAAAAAUCAGUAGCUUCACAGAUUGUUUAUGCACUGAUUUGAGUUGAUGAAGCUUUGCAGAGUCGGUGCAUUUGUAUUGAGAGGUCGACACUGUUUGAGCAAGCCUUGAGUGUGUGACCUGACAUGCUCUUCCUAAAUGAAUAGCAAAAAAAAAAAAAAAGGAACAAAAAAGCUGUAUGUAAAUGAGAAGCCAAUGAGGAAAAAAAAAAAAAAAAACUGCUUGAUUUUAACAAAGGACAUUUCUUUAAAGCCAACUGCUACUCCGCUCUGUCUGUGGAACAUUCUUUGUCUUCAGAGAACUGAUAUUUCGCUGCAUGUGACGUCACUUUAUUUUAAAGCUUUUCUUUUUUUUCUUUUUUUUUUCUCCUCUCCUCCUAAUUCAAAGCACUGUAAUACAAUUAGAGAGGGUUUGAUGGUACUUCUGUUUGUGUGAGCACUCAUAAUAACCCAACCAUCUGUCAUCUAUAACUGUUUUUAUUUUAUUUUUUACAAAAAAAACUCAAAACACACACAUGGUGAGAUAGCAAAGCUUAGUUCAUAUGCUUCAGGAAGGCACUCAUGAGAGACAGUGUCCCCCCACCCCACCCCCAACCCCACCCCCCCUUAUGUAACCUGCAGACUGGCGCACAUUGUGUUAGCUCCAAACUGCUAGCAGCCCCGUGAGUGUGUAACAUCAAAUAAAAACUGUCUAUCUGUACACCCAUCAUGCAUACUAGAAGUUUCGGCUUUUAGGUCCACUGUGGUUUUUAAAUGGGGACUGUUUUUAUUUUGAUGAUUUGAUGACUUUUAUCUUUAUUUAAUUGAUUGUAUUUACAAGUGAACAGAGAAUCUCAUUUUUAGCCCCAUUACCUAAAUCUCGUCAUUUUUACUAAUAAUUAAAAAUCACAUGAAUAACAGUAUUGAUCACAAACACACUGGUAAAAAUCUGAUUUUCUGUUCCUGUGUAAUUUUUUUUUUUUCCAUUGUCUUUUUUCAUACAAAACCACCCGUAAGCAUCCAUUGUUGAUGAUAAAUCUGGUACCAACAUGUAUGACAAACCAACAUAGCCUACACUGGAUGAUCCAAGUAAUUAUUUAAGCAGAAAAAUAAAUUGUGUUUAAACUGAA
Molecule: messenger RNA, 8046 nt
Organism: Thunnus maccoyii (southern bluefin tuna)
Lineage: Eukaryota; Metazoa; Chordata; Actinopteri; Scombriformes; Scombridae
Product: ankyrin-3-like
Exons: 48
Coding region: 241-6399 (2052 amino acids)
Biological process (GO): protein localization to T-tubule; signal transduction; regulation of cardiac muscle contraction
Cellular component (GO): T-tubule
Molecular function (GO): protein binding
Source: RefSeq, a predicted model, not a curated record